Messenger RNA from Solanum stenotomum, 370 nucleotides. Its product is annotated as apoptosis inhibitor 5-like protein API5. The transcript is spliced from 3 exons. The annotation marks the transcript as partial. Gene Ontology annotation, biological process: regulation of programmed cell death. The record is from RefSeq and is a predicted model, not a curated record. Gene Ontology annotation, molecular function: mRNA binding. Gene Ontology annotation, cellular component: nucleus. Lineage: Eukaryota; Viridiplantae; Streptophyta; Magnoliopsida; Solanales; Solanaceae.
CUUCCAGAACAAGGGAAGUUGGACUUGCUCAAGAACCUCGCCGAGUGCUCACUUUGUGCAACAACUCAGGAUUCUCGACAGCUGCUUCCAUCUGUAGUUCAGCUACUAAAGAAAUAUAUGGUUCGAAGAAAGAUUGAAGAAAUUAACUACACGUGUAUCGAGUGUCUGUUGUAUACCUUCCACCAUUUAGCUCACAAGACUCCAAAUGCCACAAACAGUCUCUGUGGGUACAAGAUUGUCACUGGACAACCAUCAGAUAGACUGGGGGAGGAUUUCUCGGAGCAAUAUAAGGACUUUACUGAGAGGUGCUUCUACUUGUUCUUCUAUUCCUUGAUGUUAUAACUCGAGCCCUAGAUGCUAUGCUUGGUUG